AUGGGAAACUUCUAUUACAAGGCAUUAUUUGUUUUGGCUGUAGUUACUAUAUUUGGAACAAGGCCCUGUUUGGCCAAACACACACCAGCAAACUUUGUUUUUGGAGAUUCUUUGGUUGAUGCAGGCAACAACAACUACAUUUUGUCUCUUUCAAAAGCAGAUUUUGUGCCAAAUGGGAUUGACUUUGGGUUGCCCACUGGGAGAUUCACUAAUGGAAGAACCAUAAUUGACAUGAUAGCAGGACAGGAAUUAGGCUUUAAUGGCUACACACCUCCAUAUUUGGCACCUACCACAGCUGGACUAACAAUUUUGCAAGGUGUGAAUUAUGCUUCUGGUGGAGGUGGGAUCUUAAAUUAUACUGGCAAGAUUUUUGGUGGGAGAAUAAAUCUGGAUGCACAGCUGGACAACUUUGCAAACACAAGGCAAGAAAUAAUCUCAAGGAUUGGUUUUGGUGAAGCCCAAAAGCUGUUCAAAGAUGCAUUGUUUUCAGUCACAAUUGGGUCAAAUGAUUUCAUCAACAAUUAUCUCACACCAUUUGUUCCUUCCAAAGUUGAGCAGCAGAUAAUGCCUCCACAAUCUUUUGUUGGGGCCAUGAUUUCAAAAUACAGACUUCAACUCAUGAGGCUAUACAGCAUGGGAGCAAGGAAGAUAGUGGUGGCUAAUGUGGGGCCCAUUGGGUGCAUACCAUUUCAGAGGGAAAUAAAUCCAAGUGCAGGGGAUGGGUGUGCUGUUUUUCCCAACCAACUCGCCCAGCUAUUCAACGCCCAAUUAAGGGUACUUUUGAGGGACCUUUCUGCAAAUCUUCAACACUCGACUUUUGUAUAUGCUGAUGUGUACCACAUUGUUGAUGAUAUCAUUCAAAAUUAUUCAUCAUAUGGAUUUGAGAACCCAAACUCGGCCUGCUGUCAUGUGGCGGGAAGGUAUGGUGGGCUGAUUCCAUGUGGGCCUACAUCAAAAGUUUGUACGGACAGGUCCAAAUACGUAUUUUGGGAUGCUUAUCAUCCAACGGACAAAACUAAUUCUAUAAUAACAAGGCGUCUAAUAGAUGGAGAGCCUUCAGACAUUUGGCCCAUUAACAUUCGACAGUUAAUGAAAGUUGCGCCGUCGGAUUGA
This is a messenger RNA of Striga hermonthica, 1113 nucleotides long. Lineage: Eukaryota; Viridiplantae; Streptophyta; Magnoliopsida; Lamiales; Orobanchaceae. The record is from the annotation of a GenBank genome assembly.